Molecule: messenger RNA, 1714 nt
Organism: Hydractinia symbiolongicarpus
Lineage: Eukaryota; Metazoa; Cnidaria; Hydrozoa; Anthoathecata; Hydractiniidae
Product: ankyrin repeat, PH and SEC7 domain containing protein secG-like
Exons: 1
Coding region: 563-1636 (357 amino acids)
Molecular function (GO): protein binding
Source: RefSeq, a predicted model, not a curated record
AUAGGUUUAUCACUUAUACAAACAAAUUUAAAUGUUAACAGCCCUCGUUAAGAUUAAAUCGCUUGUCAAAUUAUAUUAAUGAAAACCAAUUUUCUAAAUCAGUUGAGCGAGAUAAAUUUUAUUUGGAAUGUUAAAGAAGCGAACUUAUUUUGUUGAUAAAAUAAAUAAGGCUUUUUAUUGUCUUUAUACUUCCGACUAAAAGCUGCUUUUCACCAUGGUUGCAAGCCUACGAGCAAAAAACCAUGUGACUUAUAAAAGUGCUUUCAGAAGCGUAUCUAAUUAGUCAUCUAUUAUGUAAGAAAUAAAAGACAUCGACUUAUUGACUCAUUAUUAUAAAGCAAGCGACAAUGCUUUAAUUACUCGCUUCGAUUUAAAGUAUUACUGUACGAAAGCUGUCGACGUGUUCAAAUCUAGAAAGAUCAAGUUUAGAGUUCGGCAAUAAAAUUUUAAAAAGAUUGCAAAUGACAAAAUCUCCAGUUGAUUUUUAUGUAACUUAAAAAUUUAACAUCUGUGAAUAUAUGACGAUCAUAUUAGUAACGCAUUUUUUUUGAAAACACAUGAAAUGGAGUUUUUAAAAGCUAUACGAGCGAAUGAUUACAAAAAAGUGGAAAAGAAAUUAAAAAAAGGCUGGAAUGUGAAUCAACCGAUCGAAGAAUACAACAGCAAAGAUCUACUAUGUGUAACUAUACCCUUAUGUGUGGCAGCAGCUCGCGGCUUUGCUGACAUUGCAGAACUGUUAAUGAGUUAUGGCGCAAAUAUACACGCCUGUAAUACGGACUGGUCUUCACCUCUACACACGGCUACAUACCAUGGGCAUUUAGAUGUUAUAAGACUCCUUAUCGCUAGGCGAGUCAAUGUGAAUAAUCAAGACCAACAUGGCGAUACAGCGUUGCAUAUUGCUGUUAAGAAGGCCAAUUUUGAAGCUGUAGUACUUCUGUUGAGAACUAACGCGGAAAUAGAAAUGAAAAAUAAUACCGGAGAUACACCAUAUGAUAUCGCUAUGUCUCAAAACUUUACUAGAAUCGCACAAACUUUAACGCAAAGAAAAAUGGAAAUACAAAAACAGAAACAACUCGAUAACCCCAAACCAAUACCACCCAAACCGAAAAAACCACCACGGGUGGGAAAGGAUCCAGAAGAGAGUGAAAAAGACAGACUUAAACGACAACUGCAAGAGUUGGAACUGAAGGAGGUCAACGAGUCUAUCAAAACAAAAAAUGAACAAAUCUUGAAAGUCACCGACGAAAUGCGAGACUUUGAAGGAGAGGUCACGCAGGUUAAGGGAAAGAUAAGCGCCUUAGAUAAAAAACUGAAGCAGCUAAACGAAACUUUAAUAGCCAAAGCAACUUACAAGAAAACAUUACAACAAGAUUUAGAAUCUCUUGAAAAAAAGAAAAACAAAACAUUCGUUAAAGCAUCAGCAGUAAAUGAAGAAGCAUUUGAAUGUCCGAUAUGCUUCGUUUUGCCUCUACCACCCAAACAAGUGUACCAAUGUACUAAUGGUCACAUUUAUUGCAGCGACUGCAAAGAAAAACCGCGCAUGAGCGUCUGUCCACAAUGCCGUGCGCCAAUCCCAAAAGACAAUGCGAUUAGGAAUUUGAUGUAUGAAGAAAUCAUCGCGAAUGUGUUUUCUUGAAAUUUUAAAAAAUGACGAAACAUUGAUUGUAGAAAUUAUUUGUAAAUUAAAUAUUAGAAAGAUUAGAUUGAAAAAUAA